Emiliania huxleyi CCMP1516 is the source of this 1314-nucleotide messenger RNA. RefSeq lists its product as hypothetical. Bases 1 to 1314 code for a protein of 437 amino acids. NCBI's taxonomy places the organism in Eukaryota, Haptophyta, Isochrysidales, Noelaerhabdaceae. The transcript is spliced from 8 exons. The record is from RefSeq and is a predicted model, not a curated record.
AUGCCAGACGAGUCGCCUGCGGUUGGGACGCCAGCCGAGACGGUACAGCUGUCGCCGACUGCUCCCACUCCGCUGCUGCCUCAUCGCGCCGUCGAGCUCUUCUACCUGCAGCACGGCCACCGCGCCAACGCCUUCUCGGUCGCCUUCGAUCCAGACCUCGAGCGCUUCGUCUCCGGCCGAGGCGUCGUCGCCCACGCGACUUGCAGGAAGGAGGACCUCGCAGCGCUGAUCGACGAGUUCCUGACCUCGGCCCGCGGCCACCACGUCGGCUUCUGGAAGGCCUCGCAACAGACCGUGGCGGUCGUUGCGGAGCGAGGGUUUCGGAUCGUUGGGUACGGAGUCGACCAAGAGCGCCUCGCUGCCCUGACCGCCGCCGCGGAUGGCACGGCGCGCGAGAUUGAGGCCCUCGAGGCCAAGCUCCGCGCAAUCGCGCUCCGGAAACGUGCCAUAGCAGAGCGUGCCGUGGAGGAGAACGCGGCGGCCGACGCGGCGGCGGCAUUGGCGCGCGCGGCGGCGCAGAAGGCGGCGCGGGAGGAGCUUCCGUCGCGUGAGGAGCAGGCGUUCAUCGACGCGGAGAUUGGCAAGUCCGAGGAGCAGCAGGCUUGGCUCGAGCGGCAGGAGCGCUGGCUCGGCGUCGAGGUGGAGAGGCACGUCUCGCGCGAGGCGGCCGCGGCCGCCGCUGUGGCCAUGACCCGGCUGGCGGCGAGCGAGGAGGCGGGCAAGCCCGCGCGCGACGAGCAGGAGUGGGUCGAGGCGGAGAUGGGCAAGGCGGAGGAGGAGGCGGCCUGGUUCGAGCGGCAGGCGAGCGAGGCGGAGAAGCGGGCUUGGAUGCUCGAGGAGCAGCGCAAGCUCGCCGAGCAGGGCGCGUGGCUCGAGCGGCAGGCGACCGGAGGGGGACUCGAGGCGGGGACCAGCCGAGGGGCUCGUCCCGUGAGGCGCGCCCUCGCGGACCUCCACCGCACGCGCGAGCAGAUGGGCGCGCUCCGCGCCCUGGCUGCCGAGGCGACCGAGGCGGUGGAGGCGAUGCGGGCGGGCUCGCUCGAGCCGCAGCCGCACCUCAAGCGGACGCUUGUCCAGCUGCAGCAAGACGCGGCUUCCCUGCUCGCGCGAGGCCGCUCGGCGCUCGGCGGGCCUCGCGCGCUGUCGGCGAGCAGUGGACGCGCGCUGAUGGACAGCUGGCUCUUUGACAACUGGCUCUUUGCACAGGCGGAGCACGUCCUCUCGCUAGCGGUGCAGACGCUGCGCGAGGAGCUCGCUUCGCUGCUCACCGCCUACGCCGAGAUGGAGGCGGAGCGAGGCGUGGCGCACGCGUGA